Molecule: messenger RNA, 1300 nt
Organism: Tupaia belangeri chinensis (Chinese tree shrew)
Lineage: Eukaryota; Metazoa; Chordata; Mammalia; Scandentia; Tupaiidae
Gene: RNFT1
Product: ring finger protein, transmembrane 1
Biological process (GO): positive regulation of ERAD pathway
Cellular component (GO): endoplasmic reticulum
Molecular function (GO): ubiquitin protein ligase activity
Source: RefSeq, a predicted model, not a curated record
AGAGGAGACAGAGCCCUGAAACAAACAGAUCGGCAUCAGAGAACAAGUACUCGGGGGCAUGCAAGCCCACUGUAGCCAACUGCACAGUCCUGCAGGCAUUGAGGAUCAUGCCUCAGCCUCCCAGUGUGUCCACACAAGAUUGACAGGAGAAGGUUCAUGUCUUCAUGCUGGAGAUGUUCAUAUUCAGAUAAACUCCAUACCUAAAGAAUGUGCUGAAAAUCCAAGCUCCCGAAACAUAAGGUCAGGUGUCCACAGCUGUACCCAUGGAUGUGUACAUAGUCACUUUUGGAGUCACUCCCACAUUGAAGCAAGGCAGCCUCACGACACUGCCUCUGAAUCUGGAGAACAUGGUAGCAGCUCCUUGCUCCUUCUCAGAAUUCCGCUACCCAAGUGGUUACAAAAAAGUCUUCCGUAUAUUUUGAUUCUGGGUGUCAAACUUGUUAUGCAGCAUAUAACAGGAAUUUCUCUUGGAACUGGGCUGCUAACAACUUUUAUGUAUGCAAACAAAAGCAUUGUAAAUCAGGUUUUUCUAAGAGAAAGGUCCUCAAAGAUUCAGUGUGCUUGGUUACUGGUAUUCUUAGCAGGAUCUUCUGUUCUUUUAAAUUGCACCUUUCAUUCUCAGUCCCUUUAUGACAGCUUAAUUUUUUUAAAUCCUACUUUGGACCAUUUGAGCUUCUGGGAAGUACUGUGGAUUGUUGGAAUUACAGACUUUAUUCUGAAAUUCUUCUUCAUGGGCUUAAAAUGUCUUAUUUUAUUGGUGCCUUCUUUCAUCAUGCCUUUUAAAUCCAAGGGUUACUGGUAUAUGCUUUUAGAAUAAUCAUGUCAGUAUUACCGAACUUUCGUCCCAGUACCAGUUUGGUUCCGUUAUCUGAUAAGCUAUGGGGAGUUUGGUAACGUAACUAAAUGGAGUCUUGGGAUAUUGCUGGCUUUACUAUACCUCAUACUAAAACUUUUGGAUUUUUUUUGACAUCUGAGAUGUUUCAGACAGGUUUUGCAAAUAUUUUUCAUGUGACCAAGUUACGGAGUGGCUGCCAGCAAGAGGCAGUGUUCAGAUGUGGAUGAUAGUUGUUUAAUAUGUCAAGCUGAAUUUCAGAAGCCAAUUCUUAUUUGUCAGCAUAUAUUUUGUGAAGAGUGCAUCACCUUAUGGUCUAAUAGAGAAAAAAAUUGUCCACUGUGCAGAACUGUGAUUUCAGACCAUAUACACAAAUGGAAAGAUGGCGCUACUUCAUCACACCUUCAAAUAUAUUAAGUUGUAUAAACUGUCAAGGCCACAAAACACUCAUUUAAUUCGGUUACAGUG